AUGCACGGCUACAGCCGCUUAGGACGGCCAAGCACCGGAAGUGGGAGCAUCUCGCCGUCCCCAUCACCCCCUUCCUCCCCUCGAUUUCGUCGUAACAAAGUCAACAGCGGUGGAGGUGGAGGCUGUUUCCGAGGCGGUGGAGGUGGUGGUGUAGACGCGAAGCUGCAGAGUUUUGUGGAGCGGUGGGUGUAUGUUGUGAUAUCGGCGGUGUAUAGGCGGCGAGGGAUUUUAUUAUUUGCUCCCUUGCUUUAUAUCUCUGCAAUGUUGUUGUAUAUGGGUACAAUGGGGUUUGAUGUUGGUAUGAUUAGUAAAGGUAGUGAAAGUAGCACCGGAAAAACAGCUCCGGUUGGAUCUUUGUAUCGGAGUCCGCAGGUUUUUGAACACCUGUGGCCGUAUAUGGAAGCUGAAAAUAAUCGCAGCAAUGACUUGAUGAUGAAUGUGUGGAACAUGAAGACACGUCAAUCUUGGAAGCCCUGUAUUCCCCUCCAGAAUUCUGAAGCAGAAUUACCAAAAUCAAAUGGGUUCCUCAUAAUUGAAGCAAAUGGGGGGUUGAACCAACAAAGAUUAUCUAUAUGUGAUGCGGUGGCAGUGGCAGGGCUACUGAAUGCUACACUUGUCAUUCCAAUGUUUCAUUUAAACAGUGUAUGGCGUGAUUCAAGCAAGUUUGGGGAUAUAUUUGAUGAGGAGUUCUUCAUAUACGCAUUGAGAAGUCAUGUGAAUGUGGUUAGAGAAUUACCAGAAGAUGUACUCACACGUUUUGACAACAACAUAAGCAACAUUGUAAAUCUGAGAGUCAAAGGUUGGUCAAGUCCAACUUACUACCUUCAAAAGGUCUUGCCAAAGCUCCUGGAAUUAGGGGCUGUACGUAUUGCGCCAUUCUCUAACAGAUUGGCUCAUGCUGUUCCUUCAGAUAUCCAGGGGCAUAGAUGUCUUUCCAACUUUGGGGCACUUAGGUUUUCAGAACCUAUACGCACACUUGCAGCAAAAAUGGUUGAUAGAAUGAUCCGUAAUAGUUCUAGCAGUGGUGGAAAAUAUAUUUCUGUUCAUCUCCGUUUUGAAGAGGACAUGGUUGCCUUUUCAUGUUGCAUAUAUGAUGGUGGGGAGGAAGAACAAAAAGAAAUGGAUAUUGCCCGUGAAAGAAGUUGGAGAGGAAAGUUCCGGAAAAAGAAUCGGAUAAUAAAACCCGGUGCAAUUAGAAUGGAUGGAAAAUGCCCUUUAACCCCCCUCGAGGUUGGAAUGAUGCUUAGAGGCAUGGGCUUUGAUAACAAUACUUCUGUAUAUGUGGCAGCUGGUAAAAUCUACAAGGCGGAAAAAUAUAUGGCCCCACUUAAACAAAUGUUUCCUCGGUUAGAAACAAAGGAUACGUUAGCUUCACCUGAGGAGCUCGCUCCAUUUAUGGGGUACUCGUCUAGGUUGGCUGCUCUUGAUUAUACGUUAUGUCUACAUAGUGAGGUUUUUGUUACUACUCAGGGAGGAAAUUUUCCACACUUUUUAAUUGGUCACAGACGCUAUUUUUAUGAAGGACAUGCAAAGACAAUAAUACCUGACAAGAGAAAAUUAGCUCAAUUGUUUGAUAGCCCCCAUAUCAGAUGGGAGAGCUUUCAAAAGCAACUGCGGGAAAUGCUUCAUCAUAGUGAUGUAAAGGGGAGCGAACUGAAGAAGCCAACUGCCUCACUUUUCACUUACCCCAUGCCGGAUUGCAUGUAUCGGGUUAUUGAGCUGGUGUGCUAA
Messenger RNA from Lactuca saligna, 1731 nucleotides. The record is from the annotation of a GenBank genome assembly. NCBI's taxonomy places the organism in Eukaryota, Viridiplantae, Streptophyta, Magnoliopsida, Asterales, Asteraceae.